GCAGCAUCGAGUAGUCGCUGCUUGACCAGUGUGCACGCGUGGCACGUGACAUAUCGUACUGAAUUAUAGAGUAAUUGAUACGAUUCUCGAUAAGCGAGCCUCAUACCAUCGUGCAAUUUGCAGUUGCUCGCGUAGUGUCUGCGGUGUCUCCUCGCUCUGCCUGGUAUCACUCGGCUUAUAGUUACUCUUUACGCUCCAUUUUCAUAGACGGUUUAAACAAUCGCGAUAUCAAGAUUAGGUUCUAUUCUUGUACGGCGCGACGAAUAUGGCGUGGUUUCGCGGUCUAUUUAAUUUCUUUCUGGACGAUAAUAAGUUAGACGAGAAAAUUGGCAUGACGGAGAAGCAAAAGAGGUUGGUGCAGAACACAUGGGCGAUCGCUCGUAAAGACGAGGUGUCGGCCGGAGUCGCUAUUAUGAUCGCCCUUUUCAAACAAUAUCCCGAGUACCAAAAGCAAUUUAAGCCAUUUAAGGACGUCCCGAUUGACGAGUUGCCGAAAAACAAGAGAUUUCAAGCGCAUUGUGUCAAUAUUAUAUCGGCAAUUAGCAAACUGAUUGAGCAAAUGUGCGAUCCAGAAUUGAUGCAAGCAACCCUGAUUAAUUUAAUCGAAAAGCACAAGAAUCGCGGGCAAACGCAGGAACAAUUUGAAAAUUUAAGACAGCUGUUGGCGAAACUCUUUCCCUCUUUAUUCGGAAAACAGUACACACAGGAGGCGGAAGAGGCGUGGAAAAAGCUAUUAGAUUUGAUGUAUUCGGUCAUUCAUGAGAUUUAUAAUCAAUCGUGAUGGAGUGAUCACGGUUUUGCCUAACGUGAUUUUUACGCAACUUACAUACGACUAAUUACAUAACUAAACACUCGCAUAUAAUUAAUUUUGCGGCAAAGAGAGGAUAAUAUUUGUUGUUUCUUACAAAUAUAUCGAUUUGCGUUUCAAGAAACGAAAAAUGAUCGAUUAACGAAACUAAUAUAAUACGACAUUGUGAUAAAAUUUAUACCGUGUUAUAUGUUUCACAAUAAAUAUGUAAAUUAUC
Molecule: messenger RNA, 1025 nt
Organism: Camponotus floridanus (Florida carpenter ant)
Lineage: Eukaryota; Metazoa; Arthropoda; Insecta; Hymenoptera; Formicidae
Gene: Glob1
Product: globin
Exons: 5
Coding region: 266-781 (171 amino acids)
Biological process (GO): oxygen transport
Cellular component (GO): extracellular region; hemoglobin complex
Molecular function (GO): oxygen binding; heme binding
Source: RefSeq, a predicted model, not a curated record